This is a messenger RNA of Nipponia nippon (crested ibis), 1313 nucleotides long. The record is from RefSeq and is a predicted model, not a curated record. NCBI's taxonomy places the organism in Eukaryota, Metazoa, Chordata, Aves, Pelecaniformes, Threskiornithidae.
UUUUGUAUUAUUAUUUUUAUAAUAAUUUUUUUUGGCACCAAAGAUUUUAUUUUUUUAAAUUUUUAAAUUUCUAUCCUGCCAAGUUGCUCCCCUCCCCGGCCACUCACCAAGCAGCCCAGCAUCUGCUUUGAUUGCUAAAUCUGAUCAGGAUGUUUCUGGUUCUUUCAGCCACCACGGAAUUAAGGGAUUUUUUUGCCAAAGCGCGAAAUGGUUCAGUUCGGCUCAUCAAGGUCAUCAUCGAGGAUGAACAGCUUGUGCUGGGAGCCCACAAAGAGCUCUCCCGGCACUGGGACGCCGACUACGAUGCCUUUGUGCUGCCUUUGCUGGACGAGCAGCAGCCGUGCUAUGUGCUGUACCGCCUGGACAGCCAGAAUGCCCAGGGCUACGAGUGGCUCUUCAUCUCCUGGUCCCCUGACAGCUCCCCGGUCCGGCUGAAGAUGCUGUACGCUGCCACCAGAGCAACGGUGAAGAAGGAGUUUGGCGGGGGGCAUAUAAAGGACGAGAUGUUUGGAACAGUGAAGGAGGACGUGUCCCUGAGCGGUUACCAAAAGCACAUGUCCUCCUGUUCUGCCCCGGCCCCGCUGACCGCAGCCGAGCAGGAGCUCCAGCAGAUCCGCAUCAAUGAGGUGAAGACAGAGAUCAGUGUGGAGAGCAAGCACCAGACCCUGCAGGGCCUGGCCUUCCCCUUGCAGUUGGAUGCUCAGCAAGCCAUCCAGGCACUCAAGCAGAAGAAAAUCAACUACAUCCAGCUGAAGCUGGAUCUGGAGCGGGAGACAAUUGACCUGGUGCACACGAGCCCCACGGAGAUCGCCGACCUGCCCAAGAGGAUCCCCCAUGACUCGGCUCGCUACCACUUCUUCCUGUACAAGCACUCGCAUGAGGGAGACUAUCUGGAGUCUGUCGUCUUUAUCUACUCCAUGCCUGGGUACAAAUGCAGCAUCAAGGAGCGCAUGCUCUACUCCAGCUGCAAGAGCCGGUUGCUGGACACUGUGGAGCAGGAGUUUUGCCUGGAGAUAGCCAAGAAGAUCGAGAUUGAUGAUGGAGCUGAGCUGACAGCGGAGUUCCUCUAUGAGGAGGUACACCCCAAGCAGCAUGCCUUCAAGCAGGCCUUCGCCAAGCCCAAGGGGCCCGUGGGCAAACGGGGACAGAAGCGGCUGAUCAAGGGGCCGGGUGAGAACGGCGAGGACAGUUAGAUCCCGCAGGACCGGGCGGUGAACGGACAGCAUCCCUGCGGCGCUUCCUGGCUUCCUCUCUGCUGACCUGGGGAUCUUUCCCUCCAUCUCAGCCUAUUUUUCCCCCCCCCUUCUUUUUCC